AUGAUGCUCGGGCCUCCUCAGGAUUUCUUGCUUCUUUGGCUAUUUAUUGUGGCCUUGCCUGCUGCGGCGGAAAGGAAGAGUGUGAGCGCGUUGAUGAGGUGUGACGCUCUGCCGCUCAUUCAGACAUUGUUGGACCACGGGCCCCUGGAGCCCCGCACGGUGGCCAAACACGACCUGAGCUCGCAACACCUACACUUUAUGCUGGCGCUGUAUCGCCGAUCGGCGGAUGGCGACGGAAGGCCCAAGACGAGCAAGGUGCCCGGAGCUGCGGUGAGGCUGGUGAGGCCCGCCCAUCAAACGUCUUUUAUUACAGAAGGUCCUUGGUGGAUCGAAGACUUGGCCUUCAACCUUCACGCUGUGAAAGCAGAGGAACUUCAAAGAGCAACCGUGAUUCACCCAAGAGCACUUCAUUUCAAGGACAAUUACUAUUUAUGUAAGGUGGACCUCACGCCAAGCGUUGGCAUCUCCUCCAAAACCAGAGUUCCCAGAGGAAUGCGCAAGUGGAUGGAGACGGACCUCACGUCCUACGUCAAACCGCUGGUGGAGCAACGCGACCAUGUUUUGCACGUUCAGAUGUCAUGUAGGCAAGCUAGGAAGCGCCCUAGAGUCUCGUUGGCACUUUCCCCGACCCACAUUCCCUUCUUGUUAAUGUAUUUCAAUCACACUGUUCACAACCGAUCUAAAGAGAACGCGGUCACUGUGCACCCGGCGAAGAGUAAGUUGGACUUGCCGGUACGGAAACGGCGCCGAGCAGAGGCUAUCGGCAUUAAGCUUCCGAAGAUUGCCAAACAAGGCGGACAGUCCAAUAAUCGCUGCUCGCUGCAUCCGCUCUGGGUCAGCUUCCACCAGCUGGGAUGGGACCAUUGGAUCAUUGCUCCACAUCGGUACAACCCUGGCUUCUGUAAGGGAGACUGCCCUCAAAUCCUUCAUUCGGGUUACAACUCUCCCAACCACGCCAUCAUUCAGAACUUUAUCAGUCAGGUCGUGGACGAGAAUGUCCCCCGCCCCUCUUGCGUCCCUUACUCCUACGGUCCCAUCAGUGUUCUCAUGAUUGAGCCAGGUGGCAACAUUCUGUAUAAGGAAUAUGAAAAUAUGAUGGCGGAGUCCUGCACCUGCCGAUAG
Messenger RNA from Nanorana parkeri, 1122 nucleotides. RefSeq names its product bone morphogenetic protein 15 (gene BMP15). Gene Ontology annotation, cellular component: extracellular region. The transcript is spliced from 2 exons. The coding region runs from base 1 to 1122 and encodes 373 amino acids. Lineage: Eukaryota; Metazoa; Chordata; Amphibia; Anura; Dicroglossidae. The record is from RefSeq and is a predicted model, not a curated record. Gene Ontology annotation, biological process: SMAD protein signal transduction; BMP signaling pathway. Gene Ontology annotation, molecular function: cytokine activity; growth factor activity.